This is a messenger RNA of Penicillium malachiteum, 918 nucleotides long. RefSeq lists its product as uncharacterized. Gene Ontology annotation, biological process: peptidyl-proline hydroxylation to 4-hydroxy-L-proline. Lineage: Eukaryota; Fungi; Ascomycota; Eurotiomycetes; Eurotiales; Aspergillaceae. The transcript has a single exon. Bases 1 to 918 code for a protein of 305 amino acids. The record is from RefSeq and is a predicted model, not a curated record. Gene Ontology annotation, molecular function: L-ascorbic acid binding; procollagen-proline 4-dioxygenase activity; iron ion binding. Gene Ontology annotation, cellular component: endoplasmic reticulum.
AUGUCCAUGAAACAGAACUCAGACUUCCUCCGAGGCCCUCCUCAAAAUGCUUCAGUCCAUCACAUCGACUUCACAAGAACAACACCACCAAUCAUGGCAUUCAAAGAUAGAUUCGCCGCCGUAAUAGAAAAUUUCAUUAGCGAAGCUGAAUGUACCGAGCUUCUCCGACUCGCUGAAGAAUCCACAAACUCGUCUAACCCAAACACCCCGAUUUGGGAACGAGCCAUGAUCAAUGCAGGCGGGGGCAAACAAGUCAUGUCAGUUGAUACACGAAAAAGCGGACGAAUAAUCCUUGAUUCCGCGGAUAUCGCACAGCGAAUCCUCGAUCGCUUAAUGCCUUUCAUGCGUGACUUCAAUAUCGAUACUGUGCAUAAUAUGCCCCUUGUAACUGGUCUUGGUUCUGCACGACGUGGUGAAUCGUAUCAGUUAUCAGGGAUUAAUGAACGAUUGAGAUUUUUGCGCUAUGAAGGUGGAGAUUAUUUUCGCCCGCAUUGGGAUGGGACUUAUGUUACUCCUGAUGGGAAUGAGCGGUCGCUUUUUACUAUUCAUCUGUAUUUGAAUGGGGAUGGGGAACAGGAUAUGGAGGAGUUGAUGCCUGAGAUUGAGCGUGCAGAGAAGAGGAAUGCACUCUUUGUAAAGGAUGGGGAGGUGGAUUUGAUGGAUAUUAGAGAGACUCAAUCUGAGUCUGGGUUGCAGUCUCCUAGUAAUGAUGUUGAUGCUCGAAGUAAAGAGACGCUGUUGGGUGGUGCUACUUCAUUCACCGAUGAUUACCGUGCGAGUGAGGUUGUGCGUGUAUUUCCCAAAACAGGAUCUCUUCUGAUAUUCCAGCAGAGGAACUUGAUGCAUUGUGGUGAUGAUGUUUUUCGGGGUAUCAAGUAUACAGUUCGGUCGGAUUUGAUGUAUACUUUGUCCGAAUGA